Pseudo-nitzschia multistriata is the source of this 1649-nucleotide messenger RNA. NCBI's taxonomy places the organism in Eukaryota, Bacillariophyta, Bacillariophyceae, Bacillariales, Bacillariaceae. The record is from the annotation of a GenBank genome assembly.
AUAACCMACACAGAUUGAAAUCCGCGUUGCCUACUCGACAUUUCCGCACAACGAAAUUUGGAAUUCCGCAUUGCUACAAUAAUGAAGUCCUUCUCUACAACCCUUGUUGCACUCAAUGCCCUCCUCUUGGCAUCUUCGACAGUCGAGUCAAGCCGCCUACUUGAAGAUUCUGCAAUCUACCCCGAUGGAACUCCUGUUUCAUUCUUCGAAGACGACAAAUGGUACGACGGUGUCGUAGAAAAAUAUGAAGGCGGAAUCUACACCAUCAAGUGGGACGAAGACGACGAAUUSGAAGAAAUCGAAGUAGGUUCCGAGAUGGACCAGCUGGUUGAUGACGGCAUGGGCGACGACGACGCACCMCCUGCCGGCAUUGUUCUUUCUGACGGAAUCGCCAUCGGGACUCCUGCCUUCAUCUGGGAUGAUAAUCAAUGGUUCGAUGGAGCAAUUACGGAUCACUCGAACGGCGAAUAURCCGUCGUGUGGUCUGAUGGAGAUACUGAUACAUACAAAGACGAAGGAGACGACCUCAAAGAACUCCAGCAAGCUAUCGAAGACGCUAUGGGUGACGACGACGAGAUCACAGACGAUGAAAUUGCUUCACUUGACAACGAAGAAGCUGCCACAACCGACAGCGAUGACGCUGAAGACGUCAUUGAGGCCUCUGAAGAUGUCGUCGAGGCCUCUGAAGAUGUUUCGGAAGUAGUUUCUGAAGAUGACUCAGAAGAUGUCUACGAUGAUGAUGCUCCUUACGACGAUGCUGUUGAAAAUACCGACGAUGCUUCUGAAGAUGUCGCCGAUGACGAUGCUGCCUUCGACGACGAUGCCUCUGAGGACUCUGAAGACUCCGACGCCAUCUCUGUGGGAACAGCUGUUUCAAUCUAUGACAAUGAUACAUGGGUCGAUGGACAAAUCAUUGAUCAUGCCGACGGUGUAUACACUGUUGCUUGGAAUCAAGACACCGACAACGAAUACAUCGAUACAUACGAUGAUGAAGGAGAGGAUUUCGAAGAACUCAAGUUGGCCGUCGACAACUCCUCGGGCGACGACGACGCCGCUCCUACCGAUUACGAAUACGUUCCUCCUGCAUGGGAAAUCGGAACACCCGUCAGCGUCAACGAAGACGAUGCGGAAUGGUACGGUUACAUUGCAGACUACUUCAACGGUGAAUACUCGAUCGCAUGGGAUGAUGGAGAGUCGGAGUGGAUCGAUGACAUCGAAAUCGUCGCCAUGCUGGUAGCGGAUGCCAAAUCUUCUUCGGAGGAUAUGCACAUCUCUGGACAGAUGCUMAUCGGUAUUGGUGUCGGUUCCGUUGUUCUUCUCGCCGCUGUCGCCCUGUACAACCGGCACAAGAAAGGCAGCAGCAAKUCUUCACGACGACGAGCUUUGCCARUACCUUCGGGUUCUGCCUACAAAGACAGACCAGGACGUGGAGAAGCUAGCUACUACAAGAAGCAAGAGCAAAAUCUUCGUAUCGUUUAAAAUUGAUUCUUGGCAAAACAAUUUUGAAUCAAGAAAGUAGGAGCCUUCUUUCAUGGACUUCACAUAGCAUUGCGAAAGUYCUGCCGAUUACAUGUCACAGCGUUAGUAGUAUYUGUAUCGUAACAUAUCAUAACACAAACAUUACCAAGAAUUAAAACGAUCUAGUUUCA